Messenger RNA from Porites lobata, 1822 nucleotides. Lineage: Eukaryota; Metazoa; Cnidaria; Anthozoa; Scleractinia; Poritidae. The record is from the annotation of a GenBank genome assembly.
AUCUUAGAAAUGGCGGAUGAAAACGAAACCGUUUCAAAAGCAGUUAAAGGGGCCUUGGAGCAAAUCCAGAAGAACGCUCCCGAAGAGUUUUCUAAGAUGGACGCCGAUCCGAAAGUGAGAGAUGCUGUUACUGAAGCAGCCAGAGCAGCAGCCACCGAGGAAGUUAAACUCGCCCAUGAGUUCAGUUCUCGACCUGCCCAAGACAUCCGCGAAAGGCUUGCCAAGUACUUACCUGAGGACCGGAUCAAGUUAAUAGAAAAAGCGCUCAGCAUCCCAACAUUUCGCAUGGAAAUAACCCAGAAGAGCGACGGCGAAUAUUUGGUGCAGACGACAAGGGGAGGCAAGGAAUUCCUGCCUGGAAAAGAGCUUAAAACAGUUGCAAACAUCGAGUCGGCAAGCAUCCUACAGGAAGCCAGUAUUCUAGUUGAGGCUAUACUUCUCGUCAUGAGCGCAGUAGGGUUAGAGGUGUCUCCGAGCGAGAGUACCAUGCAGGCCACAGUUGAAGACACUGUAAACGCAAUUGAGAGGUCUUCAGCGUUACAGAGGGCGAUUGCGAAGUUCAUAUCUUCAUGGGACGCAGCUGGAGGCAAUGCAUUAAAUAAGGCUAAGGCCAUCUUCGUCCUCCUUAAGGAAAGCUACGCAGCUGGAAUCCUGUGGACCAUCAUCAAGAGCUUGUGCAAAGAGAUGAAAUGGUACGACUGGCUUGAGACUUCUGCUAAGGUGACCGCCAUGAUCAUUGCCGCUUUGGCUACUGAUGGUGCAGCGCUGAUAGCAAAGAUUGCCUUGAUUGUCUUGUCGGCCGUUGAUUUUGCAAGGAAAAUCGCCAAUCUGGUGAAUCUCGAGCAAAUAAAGCAAACUCUGUAGGAAGCACUUAACCAUAAUAGUACCAGUGUGCUUAUUGAAAAAGGUUUUACCCUGCCUGAAACAGUUUAAUUUGUCACGUAAAUCAGUAGCGAUUCGCGCUAGACACUGAAAGACCUGAUUGCUUAGUUAUGACUUGGAUUAGACUGCAGACAGCUUAUAAAGUUGUUGCUAGGGACAAUUAUGGUUAGCGUUUUUACUAUUAAUACUGUGAAGGUUUUUCUUAAAUCUUCUGCUCAACCAGUGACUUCACUUAAGGUUUAAAGUUACCAUUAUCAUCGUAACGUGCAACUUUUUAAGUCUUGUUUACUUCAAUGAAUUAAAUUGUGGAAAUGAAUAUCUGCUUGUCGGCUGGGCAAUUCACAGAGAUUUGUUUGAUCUUACCCACCCGUUCAUGUCCCUCGUAGCAAGCGGUCACAGAGGAAAAAUACCGAGAAAAGCUACAACUCUUGGAUUGGGUGUUGUAAAAUAUCCAACAUGUAAGAUUGAAAACAAACAUCAACAUGCAAAACAAAUUUUGUUUCCACUGGCAUAAAACGAUGUUAUAAGAGGCACAACAGUCUAUGUAAGCAUGAAUUCUGACAUUUCUUUCGAAAUCAUCAUUUUGAAAAUAGUUAUUAUGUUUUGAAUACGCCUAGCGUUGACGUCAAAGUUUCUAUUCGAUCGAAACGCUUCUAUGCGCGGCAAUACAAUGUAUGACAUAUUUAAAGUUUAGUUCAAAAUUUAAAACUUUGAAAACUGGCUCUUAAUCUUGAAUGGCAAUAAGUAAACUAAUAUAUUGUAUAGGGAUAUAAUAUUAAAAUUAGUUGGGGGCGGGGUGGGGGGGAAGAACACUCAAAAAGUAUACGUGCAAAGGAAAGUUGCGCUAAAAGUCGUGCACAGCGAGCAACCCAGAAAACAUUUCCUGCAUUACAGGACAGACAAAAUCUUUUAAAACCAAGAGAAACGAAUUUAUGCAGCC